Messenger RNA from Drosophila teissieri, 1535 nucleotides. It is a transcript of the gene Vajk2, whose product is annotated as MAGE-like protein 2. The transcript is spliced from 2 exons. NCBI's taxonomy places the organism in Eukaryota, Metazoa, Arthropoda, Insecta, Diptera, Drosophilidae. The record is from RefSeq and is a predicted model, not a curated record. The coding region runs from base 336 to 1178 and encodes 280 amino acids.
CACUGUCCGUGUGAGGCACCCUCUGUCGAAAAAGCUCGCUGGCUGACGCAUUUCCUUUGGGCCACGGCUCACACGGACAGUUGGCCAAGAGAGAGAGGACGGAUUGGACGGAUUGAACGGAUUGGACGGAUGGAGAGCGAGCUUUUUCGACACGGCUGCUGCGAUCUCGAUUCACGGCGACUGCGCAGCCGCGGCUGAAGACAAUCCCGGCGCAGCAUCGGCCAUAUAAAAGCUCGCUGCGUCUGUGCGAAAUUAUUCAGUUAACUGUUGCGGGUUGGUUGAGACAUACAAGCCCAUCUUGAUCGCAAAGUGUUGAGGAGCUAACCUAGUGCAAAAUGAAAUCCAUGCUCAUUUUCGGCCUUGUGGCGAUGUGCGUGCUGGUGGCCAACGCCAGUGAGGAGGCACCCAAGAAGGCCGUCGAGACCGCCGAGCCCGCCGAGAAGAAGCAGGAGAAGCGCGGCAUUGGCCACGGCCUUGGCUACGGAUACGGACCGUCGGCGGGUGGCGCCAUCCUGGGAUCCGGCAUCGGUGUUGGAAUUCCAGUGGCUCCCGUUGCCGCUGAGCUGCCCACUCAGGUGCACACCAACACCGUGGUGAGGACCGUGCAGGUGCCCUACCAGGUGGAGCGUCACGUUCCCUACCCCGUCGAGAAGACCGUCACCUAUCCCGUUAAGGUGCCCGUGCCCCAGCCCUACCCCGUGGAGAAGAUCGUCCAUGUGCCCGUCAAGGAGAUCGUGAAGGUGCCCGUCGAGGUGCCCCAGCCCUACCCCGUCGAGAAGGUCAUCCGUGUGCCCGUGAAGAUCCCCGUUGACCGUCCCUACACCGUCCACGUCGACAAGCCCUACCCCGUGCCCGUGGAGAAGCCCGUGCCAUACACCGUCGAGAAGCGUGUGAUCCACAAGGUGCCCGUCCAUGUGGAGCGCCCAGUGCCCUACAAGGUGGCCGUGCCCGUGCCUGUCCACGUUGAGAGCCACGUGAAGCCCGCCGUGGCCGUCACCCACACCGUUGCCGCUGCUCCUGCCAUCAUCAGCCACGGCUACUCCGGACACGGUAUCUCCGGACACGGAAUCUCCGGAUACGGAAUCUCCGGACACGGAAUCUCCGGACACGGAAUCUCCUCCUACGGCGGCGCCUCCUACGGCAGCUCCGCCCACGGUGGCUACCUCCACAAAAAGUAGAUGAAAUCGCAUUGCUGUCGAGAGCCAAGCGAGAAGUGAAGUAGGGUGAAGGCGAGCGAACCAACAAGUCGAAAGCACCCAACAGACAUUAAGAAUCAAGCACCCCGCCCUCUUUUCCCACGCCCAGCAACCGCCAACGUACGACUUACAAAUUUAGUUAUAGUUUGUGAUACCAACCGAAAUUCUGGACGGAUCGGAACCAGGAGAAAAUCACACAACUGACGCAAUUCAUCGAUAUCGAAAGCUUGCCAAAACCCAUCUGGGGCGUUUGAAAAGUGCCUGUCUCCUGGCAUCCAAAUCCAUCGAGUGUACAGUUCUUUUGUAGACAAUCACAGAGAAAUACCCGCUGACGAGUUG